AUGUCCGAUGUAUUCGACGAUAAUGAGCCUGUCAUCGUCGACUGUGACGUCCUCGAGGCGGCUAAGGAGAACAUCCAGCCGCUCGCUGCUGGGCGUCGAGUGACAGCUCUCUCUGCUAUCUUGUCUACUCCGCACGCACAGCGCGAAAGUCGGCUCGCCUCUACUCGUAAUCGUCUCCGGAUCAACGUGGAAGUCGCUCUUGAGGACGAAGACGAUGAUCCUCUUGAGGCGUACUGCCGAUUCGUAUACUGGACCGUGGAGAACUACCCACAAGGCCACAGCGCCGAAUCCGGUCUAUUAGAGCUGCUCGAGGAAGCAACCAGAGUUUUGAAGGACAACAGAGGAGGCAUAUGGAGGGGUGACAUGAGAUAUUUGAAGCUGUGGGUACUCUACGCCAGCUAUGUCGAGAAGCCCGCGAUCAUCUUCAAGUUCCUGUUGGUGAAUGAGAUAGGAACAAGUCACGCAUUGUUGUACGAGGAAUUUGCGAAUGUCUUGGAGCGAGCAGGGAGGCGAAACGAAGCAGACGAGACGUACCUGCUCGGUAUUGCUCGGAAAGCCUCGCCGGCCGAGCGACUUGAAAGUAAACAUCGUGAUUUUCAGAAGAGGAUGAUGGCUUCCUUUACUCAUCCUGCUCCUGUGUCCGAACCUGCACCACCGCUCACGUCGUCGACAUCGACAAAGCGGAGUGUCUUGGCAGAGACAGCCACCUCUACCCCAUCCACGUCUCGUCACCAAACACGCUCCGCGACGAGGAACGCGUCCGUCACAGGGGAUGUAUUUACCACACCUCCUUCAGCAGUCGCGCCACAUUCCAAUGCGCGCUUGGAAAUCUUCCUCGAUCCCUCUGGGUCGCCUGAAAACGACCCAACUCUGGCCGAAACUUCUUGGCCAGAGUUGGGUACGCGUAAAUCACGCAUCAAAGAAAAUAUUCCUGAAGUUAAGAAGGCUGCAGGGACGACUCUGCGCCAGCCAGGACGACCCCAGCGGACUGUUGCUGCUGCUGCACCGAGGAUGGCUGUCUACAGAGAUCCCGAUCCCGAUCAAGCAGCUGAUGCUCAAGAAAUGCCGCCGCCGCCUGUGCCCGCGACACGGAAGCAUGAGAAGGCAAAGAGCUCUAUCACUGUUUUCCGCGACGAAGACGAGAAGAAGAGCCAGCCGUCUUCCUCUUCAAAGAAAUGCGAAAUGAGUUCUAGUAUGAUCUUCCGUGACGAGGAUGAGGUCGACGGCACGCAGGGUCCUUCGACUCAGAAUCGCGAUAAGAUAAAAGGCGCUAUUACUGUCUUUUGUGACGAGGUCGAGGUUGAGGUUACGCAGGCUGCUACGGCAGAGAAACAUGAGAAGGCAAAGAUUUCUACUUCUGUUUACCGUGACAAAGAAGGGGACACGGGCGAACAGGUAUCUUCGACGAAGAAACAUGAGAAGGGAAAGAGCUCUAUCACCGUCUUCCGUGACGAGGAUGGGGAUCAGGGUAAGCAGACGUCCUCGCCGUCGAAGUUUACGCCGUUUCGCGACGAAGAGUCGCCUGUUCCCUCUUCCACCUCAUCAACUUCCACUGCUUUAAGCACUGUGAUGAAGGUCAAGGCAGUCGGAGCGCGGCGAGAAGCCCCUACCUCGACUGAGGCCGAGGCGUUGCGGAAGGAUCCGUUCAAGAAUUAUAGUGCUGACGAGAAGCCAGUUGCAGAUCAGGAUUGA
Sparassis crispa is the source of this 1692-nucleotide messenger RNA. Its product is annotated as Mitotic spindle checkpoint component mad3. The record is from RefSeq and is a predicted model, not a curated record. Gene Ontology annotation, biological process: mitotic spindle assembly checkpoint signaling. Lineage: Eukaryota; Fungi; Basidiomycota; Agaricomycetes; Polyporales; Sparassidaceae. The transcript is spliced from 3 exons. The coding region runs from base 1 to 1692 and encodes 563 amino acids.